Salvia hispanica is the source of this 306-nucleotide messenger RNA. Lineage: Eukaryota; Viridiplantae; Streptophyta; Magnoliopsida; Lamiales; Lamiaceae. The record is from RefSeq and is a predicted model, not a curated record.
AUGGAAACGGAGACGGAGGCGGAGGAGAUUGACUCGCCGGAGGUGAAGCGGGUGAGGGAGGAUCUGCUGGACGAAAUCGACGAGGAUUCCGAUCUCCGCACUUCCUUCCACGAGCUCGACUCAUUCAUGAAGAGCUUCGAGGAGGAAAUCACUGAAGGAAUCAUCGAAUUGGCGUCGGAUUCCGGUGAAUCGCGACCGGAUCUAGGCUAUCUGCUCGAGGCAUCGAACGAUGAGCUAGGGAUUCCACCCCCGGCGGCGUCUCCGGCGAGGAAGGAGCUGGUGACGGUCGAAUUGCAGCGGCGAUGA